CUUCGAACGAAAGGAUUACCAAAGUGAUACAAACGCAAUAUAAAUUAUUAAGAGUUUAAAACAAGAAUAUUUUACAGUCGAUAAACCUUAAAUUUCUAACAAAAAAUCUGUAUUAAAUUGAAUAGAAAAUAAUUAGUGUGACAAUGUUAUUUGGUUCUUGGCAGUUGAAAACAAUUGUCUAUGUUCUAUUUUUGGCUUCGUGUGUAGGUCAGGAACUAUUUCGCGCUUGUGAACGUGAUUAUUGUUAUGAACGUUCUGUCGAGAGCCGCAAAGAAGAUCCAAAUGAUUUAAGAAAGUGGUACCGUGAUAGCGGUGAAAGCAAAAGAUCUCUAGAACUCGUAAGAGAUGCAAAUCGUAUUGACAUUAAUGCUCUUGAUGAACGUAGUGAGGAUAAUCGUCGAAUAGAUCAAAAUCUAAAUGAACUCCGUCAACGCCAGAGCAAAAGUUAUGUACGUCGUGAAACUUUAAGGCGAUUAGAUGACCGAGAUCUUAUCAGGCGCUCAAAUGAGAACCGCGAUGAAACUAAACAAGAACGAACAGAACGUUUUGAUAAUUUAAGACGUUCUAAAAAUAACCGUGAAGAAGAUCGUGAAAGCAAACAGGAUAAUAUGGAAAAUCGAAACAACUUACGACGAUUGAACAAACUUGAAGCUCGAUAUGAUGCAAACGAACGUUCUGAAAAUAACCGUGAAAAACGUCUUGAAACUCUAAGAAAAUUUAAUGAACGUGAAGAUCAACGUGAUAUCAACAGACGCUCAGAAGUUACGCGCGAUACCCAAAGGAAACAUGAAUCAACUCAACGUUGUGAUGAAAAUAAACGAGAACGUUUAGAACGCUAUGAAAUCUCAAGAACUAGAAGACAUUCAGGGGACAAUCGUGCUGAAGGUGACAUUAGAAGGUAUGUUGGUGAACGUCAAUAUUCACCAAAGCGUCUUGAUGAAUCUCAACGUGAUAUUACCCGUUUAGACGACACUCGUUUUUCCGACGAACGUCUAGAUGAUAAUAAACGCGCACUAGUAGAGCGUGAUGAAUCAUUAAGACGACUCGAUAUCCGACAAUACCAACUUGGUGUUACCAGACGUACGGAAGAUAGCGAUGAACAACGUCAAAUUGACAAUCGUGAAACCCAUCAUAAUGUUGACAGACAAGUUGAUGAUACUCGUCAGUCUCGGCGUAUAGACGAACGUUUAUCCCAAAAGGAACAUGAAUUAACACUACAACGUGAUGGAAGUAAACGGGAGCGUGAAGAGCGCCAUGAACUUUUAAGACGACUAAAUGAGCGUGAAGCCCUACGAGAAAGUAAUAGGCUUUCAGAAAAUAACCAUGAACGAGUAGAUCGUGAUGAAUCCUUAAGACGACAUGAUGACCGCAGACAGGUUUUGCUUGAUGUUAGCAGACAGAUCCAUGAACAACGUCAAAUUGACAAUCGUGAAACCCAUCAUUCUGUUGCUAGGCUAGCAGAUAAUACUCUUCAGUCUCAACGCAUAGAUAAACGUGCCUCCCAAAGGAAACUUGAGUUAUCACAACGUCGUGAUGAAAACAAACUGGAACGUGAAGAACGCAAUGAAUUGUCAAGACGACUAAAUGAGCGUGACACCCACCGAGAAAUUAGCAGAUAUUUAAAAGACAACAAUGAAGAACGGGAAGAUCAACGUGACAUUAGAAGUCGUGGAGAUGCUACUCACGAAUCUCGUAGAACUUAUAGUGAUGUUGACAGACAUUCAGAUGUAAAUAUUGAUUCUCAAAGGGAACGUAUGGAACGCAGAUUUGAUGAUCGUCAGCAACAGCGUAAUGUUAUCAGACGUGAUGUACAACGUGAUGUUAACCGACAUUCAUAUGAUAUUCGUCAGUCUCGAAGAAUGGUUGAAAAGCAAAGAGAACGGCAAUCAGCACAACGUCGUGAUGUAAAUAAAAGUGAACAUGUAGAACGUUACGAAACUUUGAGGCAACUUGAUGACCGUGAAGAAAAACACGGUACCACCAGACGCUUAAAAGACACCCGUGAAUCUCGACGAUAUAAUGAGGAACUUUCACAGAAGGAACAAAGUGAUAUUAACAGACAUAUUGAUGAUACAUAUGAUAAUCAACGUAUAGAAUCACGAUAUUCUCGAGAAGAACGGGAAGCAAGGCAAGAUCGUCGCCAAAAUGAACAAGAACUAGUAAAAAGUCAUGAAUUUUUGGUGAGUGAAUCAUUACAAAAAGAAAAUAGACAUUUUGUAGACAAUCGCGCAGAACGUCAAGAAACUUUAAGACAAUUAAAUGAACGUGUUAGGUCAGAUACUCCUAAACGUCUACUCCAAACUAGACGUGAACAACAAGAAACUUUAAGACGACUUGAUGAGCGUCAAGCUUAUCGUGACAUCAGCAGGAGCUCGGAAGCUAACCGCGAAGACCGUCAAGAAUCUUUAAGACAAUUGGAUGAACAAUGUAUAGAUGAUAAAAGACGUGAAAGCAGUAGACGCUUGGAAGCCAACCGCGAAGAUCAACGUUAUAUCAACAGAAUUUCGAAAGACAAUCGUGAAGAACGUCAUGAAACUUUAUCACGAUUUGAUGAUCGUCCAACCGAACGAGCUGUAAGCAUGCGUUUAAAUGUUAUUCGUAAAUCUGAACGUGUCUCACAAAAGGAACGAGAACAAAUCGAAACCCGCGAAACCUUCAACAGAUUUGAUAAUCGUCAAACCGAGCGUGAAGUUACCAGACGUUCAAAAGACAUCGGUGAAGAUCGUCAAUUUAGACGAGAAGCUCAACGUGAUAUUAGGCAUUCAGAUAAUGAUACCCGUGAUUCUCCACGCACAGAUAAACGACUUUCUCUAAACGAACGUGAUUCAGUAUUUCGUCGUGAAGACAACAAUCGAGAACGAGUUGAAGCUCAACGAGAAGUAAAUCGACGCUUACAGGAACGACUUUCCCAAAGAGAACGAGAAGCUGAACGUCAAAGCGAAGAGCGAGAGCAUAGAAGAGAACGUGUGGAACGGCAAGAACAAAAAUUUCGUGUUUUCCAAAUGGAAUUUGAAAAUAGACGAAAUGAUGUUGUAGAACCUAAUACCGAGAGUACAUUUAUACUCAAACCAAAUAAUGAUAAUAACAAUCUACGUAAUUACCGCUAUAUCGAAGAUGACUAUACUGUGAAACCAACUGUUUUGCUCAAAAAGGUUUACUUGUUCUUGGGUCAAGGUAUGAUCUUGGCAUUUGUAAUUAUGAAAACUCUUAAUGGCAAAGAUGAUUUAAAAAACCAAUUACCCCAAAAACUACGUCAGGAACUAUUUCGUGCUGGUGAUCGUGAUUAUUGUUUUGAACGUUCUGUCGAGAGCCGCAAAGAAGGUCUAAAUGUGGAUAAUCGUCGAGAAGAUCUAACUCUAAAUGAACUCCGUCAACGCCAGAGCAAAUGUGGUGUACGUCGUGAAACUUUAAGAAUAAUAUGGAAAAUCGAAACAAAUUACGACGAUUUGAACGAACUUGAAGCUCAAUAUGAUGCAAACAAACGGUCAGAAAACAACCGUGAAAAGCGUCUUGAACGUGAAGAUCAACGUGACCUCAACAGACGUUCAGUAGUUUCUCGCGAUUCCCAAAGGAAACAUGAACCAAGUCAACGUCGUGAUGAAAAUAACGAGAACCGUGAAGAACGUCAUGAACUUUUAAGACGACUAAAUGAUCGUGAAGCUCAACGAGAAAGUAAUAGGCUUUCAGAAGAAAACCAUGAACGAGUAGAUCGAGUUGAAUCUUUAAGACGAAUUGAUGACCGCAGACAAGUUCAGCUUGAUAUUAGCAGACGUACAGAAGAGAACCAUGGACAACGUCAAAUUGACAAUCGUGAAACCCAUCGUAAUGUUGAAAGACGAGCAGAUAAUACUUUUCAGUCUCGACGUAUAGAUGAACGUCUCUCCCAAAGGAAACGUGAGUUAACACAACGUCGUGAUGAUAAUAAACUGGAACGGAAAGAACGCCAUGAAAUAUCAAGACGGCUUAGUGAGCGUGAAAUCCAACGAGAGUUUAACAGACAUUUAGAAGACAACAAUGAGGAACGAAAAGCUCAGCGUGAUGCUAGAAGGCGUGCAGAUGAUACUCGUGAAUCUCUUAGAAUUGAUGAAGGACUCUCUGAAAGGGAACGUGAAGCAACACAACGUCGUGAUGAAAAUAAACGAGAACGUGAUGAACGUGUAGAACGACAUGAACGGCAAGAAACUAUAAGAUUUAAUGAUCGUCAAUUAGAACAAAAUAGCCGUGAAGUACAACGUGAUGUUAACCGACGUUCAGAUGAUAUUCACCAGUCUCGACGUAAAGAUAUUCAGAAACCUUCACAAAGAGAACGGGAAUCAAGCCAACGUCGUGAUGUAAAUAAAAGAGAACGAGUAGAACGUUACGAAACUUUGAGGCGACUUGAUGAGCGUGAAGAUGAACGUAGUACCACCAGACGUUUAGAAGACUCUCGUGAAUCUCGACGUAAUAGUAAGGUACAUGAACAGAGGGAACAAAGUGAUAUUAGCAGACAUAUUGAUAAUACCCAUGAUUCUCGAGAAGAACGGGAAGUAAGACAGAAUCGUCGCCAAAAUGAAAACGAAUCUUUGAAGCGUGAAUCACUACGACAAGAAAACAGACGUUUAGUAGAUAAUCGCAAGGAACGUCAAGAAGAUUUAAAACAAUUAGAUGUACGUGUUGAUAUUAGGCAUUCUGAUAGUACUCCUGAAUUUGAAGGCUUAAUUGAAACUAGACGUGAACGACAAGAACGUGGAGAAACUUUAAGACGAAUUGAUGAUCGUGAAGCUUAUCGUGACUUCCGCAGAAUAUCAGAAGACAAACGCGAAGACCGUCGAGAAUCUUUAAAACAAUUGGAUGAACAACGUACGGAUGAUAGAAGACCUGAAAGCAGUAGACGUUUGGAUGACAAACGCGAAGAUCAACGUGAUAUCAACAGAAUUUCGAAAGACAAUCGUGAAGAACGUCAUGAAACUUUAACACGAUUUGAUGAUCGUCAAACCGAACGAGCUGUAAGCAUGCGUUUAAAUGCUAUUCUUAAAUCUGAACGUGUCUCACAAAAGGAACGAGAAGAAAUAGAAACCCGCGAAACCUUAAACCGAUUUGAUGAUCGUCAAUCCGAGCGUGAAGUUACCAGACGUUCAAAAGACAUCAGCGAAGAUCGUCAAUUUAGACAAGAAGCUCAACGUGAAGUUAUUAGGCAUUCAGAGGAUGACACCCGUGAUUCUCCGCGCACUGAUAAACGUCUUUCUCUAAACGAACGAGAACGAGUUGAAAGUUAUGAAACUUUGAAACGAUUUGAUGACCAUGAAACUGAACGAAAAGUAAAUCUACGUUUACAGGAACGACUUUCCCAAAGAGAACGAGAAAUGGGACGUCAAAACGAAGAGCAAGAACAUAGAGGAGAACGUGUGUUACGGCAAGAACAAAAUUCUAGUGUUUUCCAAAUGGAAUUUGAAAAUAGACGAAACAAUGUUUUAGAACCUAAUACCGAGCGUACAUUUAUACUCAAACCAAAUAAUGAUAAUAACAAUCAACGUAAUUACCGCUAUAUCGAAGAUGACUAUGCUGUGAAACCAACUGUUUUCCUCAAAAAUAGCUACUUGUUCUUGGGUCAAGGUAUGAUCUUGGCAUUUGUAAUUAUGAAAACUCUUAAUGACAAAGAUAAUUUAAAAAACCAAUUACCCCAAAAACUACGUGCGGCUGUUGAUAUGAUAGGUUUUUAA
Messenger RNA from Lucilia sericata (common green bottle fly), 5699 nucleotides. RefSeq names its product trichohyalin-like. Bases 144 to 5699 code for a protein of 1851 amino acids. Lineage: Eukaryota; Metazoa; Arthropoda; Insecta; Diptera; Calliphoridae. The transcript is spliced from 6 exons. The record is from RefSeq and is a predicted model, not a curated record.